AUGCCUAAUUCCAAUUUAGUUCCACUUGAAAAUGUUAGAAGAUGGCCAAGAGGUAUAGAUUCGAAUUCAAGUCUACAAAGUUCCUCAAAUAUAUCAACAGAAGAACAAAAUGAUUUAAAGAAGGAAAUUCAACAAACAAACAAUUUUCAAUUUACUUCUGGUGCUUGUACAAAAUGUGGAAAUUUUGGACAUUUAACUUGGCAAUGCCAACAAAAAAAGAAAACAAAAAAUGUUUAUAUUUCUUCAAACAGUUCUAAAGAAGAAAUUAAUUCUUUACUUAAAACAAACGAAAAUGUUCACACAAAUUGGUCUAUUAGUGAUUCAUGUAUUUCUUUGGAAUCACAAAAGGAAAGUUUUAAUGAACGUAUUCAAAAAUUAGAGAUUGAAAAAGACAAAAUGAAUAAAGCUUUUGAACAGAUACUGGAAAAAUUUAAUGAGCAAAAUUCGUUACAACAUCCAUCUUCUACUUUUUCCUCUAAAGAAUUCGUUACUUUCGAUGAUUUAGAAAAUCAUCCUUUUAUUCAACAAAUGAAAGAAAAAAUUAAAUUAUUAGAUCAAAAAACAUCUGAUCAGCAACUUAUUUUAGAACAAAACCUCAAUUUUCAAAAAAUGUCUUUAUCUUCUAAUAAAGAAAAUAAAUUAAACAAUUCUGGAAUUAAACAACAAAAAGAAGAAAAUAAUGUUUUGAAUGAUCAGAAAAUUAAAGAAGAGUUGGAAACUUUAAAAAUUGAAAAUAAAAAGUUGAAAAGAAAAGAAGAAAUAAAUAACAAUGAAUUAAUUAAAAUAAGAGAAGAAUAUCAAAAAUUAACAAAUGAAUUGGUAGCUUCUAAAAAUUUGGUAUCUUUACUUGAACUUGAAAGAACACAAAUUAGACAACAAUUUGAAAAAGAUAUUGAAAAAAUUCAAAAUGAUGCCAAUCAUUACAAAUCAGAAAAUGAACGAAUAACUGAUUUAUAUAAUAAACAACAAAUUAAGAAUAAAUCAAUGGGUAUAAAUAUUUCAAAUUUGAAUAGAAUAAAUCGAAAAUUAAAAGAAGAAUUAAAUAUUUCAAACAAUAAAGUAAAUGAACUUCAAAAACAAAUUAAUAAAAAUUCUAAAAAUGUUAAUGAACAAACUGAUGAUAAAUUCAAAGAUUUUGGUGGACAAGUUGACAUUAAAUUAGAAACAGAUUCUGAAUUAUUAAAAGAACAAAAUGACAAUAAAAUGCGUUUUGUAAAAAUCAAAAAUAGAAUUAAUAGAAUUGAUUGUGAAUAUACUUGCUGUGAAAAUAAAUGUAUAAAUUCAAAUAUAUCAAAUGGUUUUUGCAAUUCUAAAAAUGGAUAUGUUUGUGUUUUUGAUGUUAAUAAUUGUUGUACAAAAAUUAAAUAUUAUUUGACGAAUAAUAAAAGAAAGGAAAAUAAAUGGAUUAGAUUAUUUGCACAAAACUCAUUUUCCAAAGGUUGUUGUUAUGGUAAAGGAUAUUCUUUAUAUUAUUUUGAACUUACAAUGAUUAAAGAAGAGACUAAUAUUUGUUAUGCAGGAAUUGGUCUUUACAACACAACUGCAAAUAUCUCUGCAGUUAAUCACAUACCUAAUACAAACACAAAUAUAUUUUUGUGUAAUGAUGCAACAAUUAGUUGGCAAGAUUAUCAAAAAUUUUCAUGGGAAGAUGGAGACGUUUUUGGAUAUGGAAUUGUUUAUCCAGCUAGGAAGGAUCGAGUAACAGAACCUUAUGUAUUUUUUACUAAGAAUGGGAGUAAAAUUGGUAAAGAAAUUUUAUUGGAUAAGAAGGACGAUGUUUUAUGUCCAUUUAUUGGACUGCUUUCAUGUUCAGCUGAAAUUAAUUUUGGAAACGAUUUAAAUUUAAAACCUUUUCGUUACAAUUUAGCCAAUAAUACUUAA
Molecule: messenger RNA, 1881 nt
Organism: Meloidogyne enterolobii
Lineage: Eukaryota; Metazoa; Nematoda; Chromadorea; Rhabditida; Meloidogynidae
Source: the annotation of a GenBank genome assembly